AGUACAUGCAUCAUCUGCUUCAUUCUGCAAAGAAAUCUCUAUUUUGUCAUUGAGAAAUAAAAGAGAGAAAAAAUAACAUGACAAUGAAGGCCUCAGCUGGCAUUUACAAUCAAGCUAUGCCAUAUUUGGCCAUGGUUUUUAUGAGGUUGGGCUCUGCAGGGAUGCCCAUAGUCGCCAAGUAUGCUCUUAAUAAGGGUAUGAGCCAACAUGUCUUCGUGGUUUACCGGUUUGCCAUUGCCACUCUUGUCCUUGCUCCUUUCGCCAUUGUUUUGGAUAGGAAAGUGAGGCCAAAGAUGACCCUGUCUGUCUUUGCUCAGAUAUUUCUGCUGGCCUUAUUGGAGCCAGCAAUUGAUCAGAACUUAUACUAUACUGGUAUUAAGUAUACAACAGCAACUGUUGCAACAGCGUUGUGCAAUGUUCUUCCUGCUUUUGUAUUUUUGCUAGCUUGGGUUUGCAGGCUGGAGAAGGUUGAUAUGAGGAAACAGCAUUGCAAGGCAAAGAUUUUGGGGACCAUUGGAACUGUUGGAGGAGCAAUGAUUAUGACAAUGGUUAAUGGGCCAAUGUUGCAUUUGCCAUGGACAAAAGUGAUCAACAAUCAGCACCAUUCUACAAAUAUUGCGGCAACAACUAUGGAUGAUCCCGUAAAGGGUGCUCUCAUGAUCCUUGCAGGCUGUGUCUGCUGGGCUUGUUUUGUCAUUCUUCAAGCGAUUACGCUGAAAUCAUACCCUGCUGAGCUCUCCCUGACAACUUUAAUUUGCUUGAUGGGCACAAUCGAAAGUGCCAUUGUUGCCCUGAUAAUGGAAAGGGGCAAUGCUGCUGCUUGGUCCCUUCACUGGGAUUAUAAACUCUUUGCUGUAGUUUACAGUGGAAUUAUCUGUUCUGGGGUUGCCUACUAUAUAGGAGCAAUGGUAAUACAAUCCAAGGGACCUGUAUUUUUUGCUGCUUUUAAUCCUCUAACCAUGGUUAUCGUCGCCAUUAUGAGCUCCUUUAUCUUCUCUGAGAUAAUGUAUUUAGGAAGGGUUAUUGGAGCAAUCGUCAUUGUUGUUGGCCUUUACCUAGUUUUGUGGGGUAAGAGCAAGGAUCGGAUGCCAUCAGAUUCGGACACCAACAAGGCAGCUGCAAGUGGUGGCAAGCAAAUGGGCACCACCAGUGAAACAGCAGAUCAGACUUCCAAUCAAGAUUUUGUUCUUGUAGAUGUCAGCAGAGGGGCACCUGUGGAUGAAUCUGUUAAAGAGAACCAGAAUCAAAUACCAUAGGAACAAUAUUUGGAUUUAAGUUUAAUUACUUCAAUUUAAAAUUCCGGGUUUAGGAUUCGAGACGUAGAUUUAGAUUAUUUAUCCAUAUAUCUAUAUGUAUCAAAACAAAAAUUAAAAGAAAAAAAAAAAUUGAGUCAAUGAUAUUGUGGUUUUCUGAUGUGGAUUUCCAAUGGAAAAAUUGUAUCAACUAAAAUGACAAAGAAUCCUAAUGAGCACGCAAUGAGAGACAAUGCAAAAAUAAAAAUAAAACUGUUUCUAUUGGGUUCUUGGUCAUCCCCAGUUGGCAUCAUUUCCUUAAUAAAAUUUUUUUGGCA
Durio zibethinus is the source of this 1570-nucleotide messenger RNA. Its product is annotated as WAT1-related protein At2g39510-like. Gene Ontology annotation, molecular function: transmembrane transporter activity. Gene Ontology annotation, cellular component: membrane. NCBI's taxonomy places the organism in Eukaryota, Viridiplantae, Streptophyta, Magnoliopsida, Malvales, Malvaceae. The record is from RefSeq and is a predicted model, not a curated record.